This is a messenger RNA of Xylaria bambusicola, 5223 nucleotides long. RefSeq lists its product as uncharacterized. Bases 1 to 5223 code for a protein of 1740 amino acids. Gene Ontology annotation, molecular function: nucleic acid binding; ATP binding. Gene Ontology annotation, cellular component: cytoplasm. NCBI's taxonomy places the organism in Eukaryota, Fungi, Ascomycota, Sordariomycetes, Xylariales, Xylariaceae. The transcript is spliced from 5 exons. The record is from RefSeq and is a predicted model, not a curated record.
AUGGAGAAUGAGAGCCGUAUGAAGCUUGCUGCGUGGUACGAAACCAUACAUCCGCGCAGAAUCGACAUAGUUGGUGAUUUCGGUGGGAAACAGCUGUUCUUCAUCGACGGCGAUUCCUUAUUGCUCCAUAGUGUCACCACUUUGGGCGUUGAUUACGACAUUGGAUUUCAGCUUCUGCACGCAAUAUUUGCAGUAGAGUCAUUUCUCAAGAAUCUGCAAGUUCGAGGCUGCAGAUUUCACAUCGUGUUCUUUGAUAACCAAGUGAGGCUGUGUACACCUUCGGCAACACCGCAAUGCAUGUCAUACAAAUUUGAAAUGACAAGAACUAUUCUAGUUCGGCAUCUCCAACUGUCUGCCAACAGGACUUUUUGGAAUGAGGAUACCGGAUUAGUGUACUUGUUCCCCUCGAUCGAUAGCGAGCAGUUUCAUCAGCACCUAGCUCAAUACCCGGCGUCAUUCUUAAUGUGCCACGAUGGCCAGACUGCCUCGGGACGUUCGACGCAGAAUUCAGCAGUGUCUCAGUACAUGAUUCACCAAUUUCUUCAAAUGAGGCAUAGUGUAGCCUUAAUUCAUGGCACCGAGUUCAGAAGCUCCAGGGUCAUUGUGCCUAUGAUAACGGCAGCUCCUCGGAUACGAUCUUUAACAAUAUCUCCAAGACUACUUCCAAUUUCUGGCUCACGGGAGCUAGAGGAGCUAUCGAAACCUAGCUAUGCUCUAUACCAAGGGAGAAGCUAUAGAGAAUUGUUGACUGUUGUCGCACUACAUAGGGUUUUACAAUCUGAGCGAGACGAAAAUCACAGGGUCAUGGCAACAGCUAUGAUUCUACACAGCGUAGUAAUCAGCUGCACACGCUUAGCAGAGCGAGCAUCAACAUCAAGAAGGCAGGCGCAACAAUGUGUUAGCGAGUUUCUAAGUAACUUCUGUCAGCAAGCAACCAAAAUCCUGGAAUCGGAAUUAGGAGACUCGCUAGCUAGUGAUCUAUAUUGGGAUCUUUUUGACCUGGUCGACGGAACACUCUUCUUGUCGUUGCACACAGCCCUUUCAACGGGCCAGCAUGUUCCUGCCACAUUAAUUUCCAAGGCAAAGCCACUGAUCACUUGUGUUGAGCAGUGGGCCAGUAUCUCCCUACUCGGCAACAAGUACGUGCAAACUUUGACAGGAUCGGAGGUGGAGAGCCCAGUUACCCAGACGACUUCCAUUUAUGAUCCGUCAAAAGCAACAAUUCUUCCAUUCAGCCAUGGCGUCUUGAACAAAUUUCUUGCAUCUGUACAUCUUCAGACGACCGAUGUACAUGAAGAAACGAGUGAGAGCAAAGUUUUUCGAGAGCUUACACACUGGCAUAACGCAAAAAAGGGCCUUGAAGCCAAAGGAGCACAGAAGAAACCAGGCUUCUAUGCUAGGAAGAGAAAUCAAGAAUUCAUGGCUGAUACGUUGGCAUACUCUGCUAGCCUAGUCAACGCGUCGGGGAAGUUGAUCGAACCUAAAACUAUUAUAGUAGACGUCUCAGCACCUUCGAAAAAAGCUCCAACUAACCGGACGGCUGUGGACGCAUCGAAGGGGAAGAAAAAGAUAGGAAGCGCUACAGGCAAGAAUAAUGCUCGCGAGACUGCACUGCUUAUUCAAUCUCGAAAGCUGAAGGAAAGAAGCAGUGACACAUUCCGUCACUGGCAUACAGUAGCCCGUGAUUUCAGCCAAGAGAAGGCUUUGAUCGGACGCUUUCAGAAAGCCAACAAGUACUUCUUGAGUCUAACAAAGGAAGACAGGUUAGCAAUUGGCGCUGAAGUGUCAUUAUACCUAUGUGACACGCUUUAUCGUGCUUGGGAAGAGCGGGUGGUCGCAACGAGUAGUCAACCAGCAUUAAGCAUAGGGUCGUUGUUGUUCAACCAGAUCAUAGAAACCUCAAAGUUGCCUGGCUCAACCCAGGAGAUUUCAGCAGCCUUGCAACUCCUAAGCUCAGCUAUAGGAAUUUCGAGCCAAGUGUUGACUAAUCAACCCUUACUCUCGCGCCAUUUAGGGUUUCAGCCACGGAUUUUAGAAUCCAGCCACCCUACGUUACCAACUCUGGGUUCUUAUGAGUUCCAGCUCGGACAUUGUGGCCCUUUCCUAGAACGGAGUUUCGACUCACGCAAAGACGACCGCGUGCCGUUUGAGCCAGAUGCGUGGCAAGUUUCAGUGCUCGACAGUAUCGAUGCUAAUGAUGGCCUCUUCAUCGUGGCUCCUACUUCUUCCGGCAAGACGUUUAUCUCCUUUUACGCUAUGGAAAAAAUCCUUCGAGCAGAUAACGAUGGCGUUCUAGUUUAUGUUGCUCCCACAAAGGCUCUUGUCAACCAAAUUGCUGCUGAGAUCCAGGCUCGAUUCAAGAAGUCUUACCAUCAUAAAGGAAGGUCAGUUUGGGCUAUACACACGCGCGAUUACCGAGUAAACAACCCGACAGGCUGCCAGAUAUUAGUUACAGUCCCCCAUGUUCUGCAAAUCAUGCUGCUUUCCCCUACAAAUGCCAAUUCUUGGUCAAAGCGAGUUAAGCGCAUUAUUUUCGACGAGGUCCAUUGUAUCGGACAGGCUGAUGAUGGUAUUGUAUGGGAACAGCUGUUGCUCAUGGCGCCUUGUCCGAUAAUUGCUCUUUCUGCAACUGUUGGAAAUCCCGAGGAAUUCUGUGACUGGCUUAGGGUAUCCCAAACCUCUAAAGGCUUCAAUUUCAAGAUGAUAACCCACGGCAGUCGGUACUCCGAUCUUCGAGCUUUUCACUACGCUCCUUCUGAAAGGGUUGAGUUCGGAGGGUUGCACCGUCGCGAGCAUCUUCCAGUCCCAGGAUUGGAUGGAUCAAAUCGAGCGAGUUCUAACUUCGAAUACAUUCACCCAAUUGCCACGUUGGGCAACAGAACAGGAGUCGAUCUUGAAGAACUUAGUCUUGAACCACGAGAUGCACUCAGCCUGUGGACAUCAAUGGACAAGUUCCAGACUAACAGGUUUCCACUAGACGAAUCGCUACACCCGUCCCGAAUCUGUUCUAGUAUACCUAAGAAAUCCGACGUGCUUGCGUGGACAAAAAGACUCAAGAGUGUUCUCGCUGUUUGGAUGCAGGACGAGUCUUCGCCUUUUGACCAGAUUUGCCGAGACCUAGAGCCCGGCAGCCCUAACACACAGGUGAUCCAACAAACAUAUACUACCCCUACCCAGUCAUCUCUGAAGAUCGAACGGCUGAGAACCUUUGCACUGUUAAUUGACCUACACAAGGGAGAUGGUCUACCUGCAAUCUUGUUCAACUAUGACCGCGUGGAAUGCGAACGCGUACUUGAGCUCAUACUGGAACAGCUUCAGUCUAAAGAAGAAGAAUGGAAGACAUCAGACAGAGGCUGGCAGAAAAAAAUCAGAGACUUUAACGUAUGGAGGGCGUCGGGGGAGGGGAAAAGGCCUCCAAAGAAAAGCACCGAAAAGCUAACCAAGCAGGAGAGGAUGCGGGAAGAUGCCAGUGCUGAGGUGAGCCAAUGGGAAAGUUUCGAUCCAGAAAAGCCACUGGAACAGUUUAGCUUCGCAGACAAUUCUCGGCUUACACCAUCAGAGCUUCAGGGGUUUAUCGACUCGUUGAAGGACGAAAUUGUCAAGCCACAUUUAUUUUCGGCCUUGGAGCGUGGAAUUGCCGUUCAUCACGCCGGCAUGAAUAGGAAAUAUCGACAGGUUGUUGAGAUAUUGUUUCGCAAGGGGUACCUAACUGCUGUGAUCGCGACAGGCACCCUCGCUCUUGGUAUAAACAUGCCCUGCAAAACCGUUGCGUUCAUUGGAGAAUCCCUCUUCUUGACUACUUUGAAUUAUAGACAAGGAGCUGGGCGAGCGGGACGCAGAGGAUUCGACCUACUUGGUAAUGUCGUAUUCACCAAUAUUAGUCGCACACGGGCCCACGAGCUCAUGGCUUCUCGGCUGCCUGACCUUAAAGGCCACUUUCCUUUGACCACGACUUUGAUUCUCCGGCUGCUAGGCCUCGUUGAUGCUGCAGGGGAAUCUACUUUCGUGUUGGGUAUUGUCGAGUCUCUUUUGACACAGAAUAGGUUGUACCUAGGUGGUGAAGAAGCGGGCAAGUGUAUUCAACAUCACUUGAGGUUUUCCGUUGAGUAUCUUCAGAGACAGCACCUCCUAUCGGCCAAUGGUAAACCAAUAAACUUUGCGGGACUUGUGGGACAUCUGUACUUCACAGAGAAUGCUGUCUUCGCCUUUCACUCACUCUUGAAAAGCGGAUAUUUCCACCGUCUCUGUUCGAAUAUUCGCAGAGAUGCAAGCGGUACCCUGAGAAAAAUGUGUUUAGUUCUUGCACAUCUUUUCAACCGUAUCCGAGUCCAUAACCUAGGUACUGACUCGGCCUCAUUUACGCUUCCGCGUCUUCCCAAAGAAGCUGAGGAUCUCCUGAUACUUCACAACAACGAGACAUUGGAGAUCUUUAAGGCCUACGCAGGGACUUAUAUCAACCAAUACCUGCACAACGUCCCCGACAGACAUUUGCCUUUCAGUGGAAUUGCGGUCGGGGGUGAGGAGCCGCGCAUGUUGCAACUUGCAGGUGAUUUACCAGCUACCAAGCUGCGAUCACCUUUCUCGGCCCUAUCGGGGUUCUCAGAUGAGUUCAAGAGCAUUCGCGACCUGUGUUCCAACAUCCGAAGUGGUGUAUUUCUCGAAGAAUCAGCAGUGCCGUACAUCCCAAUCUGGCCCCACGACGUGUCUACCGCAUUCAAUUCAUAUAUCUAUGAUUUCUUCAAGGAUGGGGACUACGACGCUCUCACACGAGACAACAGGAUCAAGCAAGGAGACGUGUGGUUCCUCCUUCGAGACUUCUCCCUCGUGUUAGCCACAAUUGUCACCAGUCUGACGAAUUUCGUUCGGGCAGAGAAUAUUGUCGACGAUGACCUUGUCGGAUUCGAUGAUUAUGAUGAAGAAGUGAAUGACAAAGACACCAUCCCCAAAAUGGUAGAAACUACGAACCAUGUGAAGCAUGAUACUUCGCUCAGUAAAAUAACCAAAGCGAAGGUAGUCGAGUCAUGGGAGGAUGAAGACGACGAUGACGAUAAUUAUUCCGGCACGGAAGAUCGUGCGGUUCAUGAAAAGCCCAACAAGCUGACCGCCACGCCCCUCGAGCCUCCGAUUUGGGAAGGGGAAGGUAGAGGCCUGGCGGAUGUCUUAGAGGCAUUUACCUUACUAAAGCAAGACUUUGAUGAAAAGUUUCACAAGGUUUGGGCUUAA